This is a messenger RNA of Pocillopora meandrina, 5571 nucleotides long. Lineage: Eukaryota; Metazoa; Cnidaria; Anthozoa; Scleractinia; Pocilloporidae. The record is from the annotation of a GenBank genome assembly.
AUGGAUGAUAGCUUUAAACUAGUUCUCAAGUUACAAACUCCUCUUGGAGGAUUUCAGAGUAUUUUGUUUCCUGCAUCGCAUCUGAUCAUUUUUGGCAUUCUACAAAGCUAUCAUGCCAAUGAGAGAUUUGACUUCAACUGUGAUCCCAAACCCAGUGAUUUUAUCAAACAACUUUGCUAUGACAACUACAUUUCCACAGUUACCAAGCCUCAUGGGUUAAUACCUAGGAACGUUGUUGCCAUAACCUUCAGUGUUUUGUGUGCAUGCUGGAUCGGCUUUGCAAUUUAUGGUGUUGUGACCCUUCGAAAAAGACCAGGAUGCAAGGAAAAAAACACAAAGAAAUUUCUUCGCGCCUACUUCAUCCAUGUAUUCUUUCGAAUAUUUUUCCUGGGUGUUAUGUUAGGGCUGGUCUGCAGUUACCAGACAAUUUUUUUACCUUCGGUUUUUAAGUGUGGUGUUAAUGAGACCUUGCAGACCAACAGUCAAACCACGCCAAGUCCACUCAACCAGAAAAAAUUAAAACUGCAAUGUAAUGAUCGUCAUCACGAGGAGAAAUCAAACCUAAACAUAGCUGUUAUCUCUGUCGAUGCCUUCUUUAUGGUGCUCAGUAUAUUGGAAGUCCUGCAUUUGUACCGUAUCAGGGAAAACUAUGUGCAAAAGUUGUUAGGAAACCUUGAAGACUUUGAGAUUCAAGAGUUACUGCAAAGUAAGUAAAUAUUUUAUAGUUUAAUUGCUAGCAAAUUACCAUAGGCAAAACACUGGUGCAGAAAUGUUAGUUAGCGAUAUAAUUAUGGCAAUGACUAAACCAAAGAAAGAGAUUUAGCAUGAGCAUAUGGGAGACAACCCAAAAAAAUUAUAGGAAGGGAGGGGGGAGUGUUUGUUUAUAUAUUACACUUCAUAAUUCUAAACAACCUAUUUGUGAGAGAGUCUUAUUGGUACUGUUUGGUUCACGUGGUCAAAUUCCAUUACUGAGAGACCAAAUGACGGUAAAGAAAGCAACAACUGGCACUUGUCAAUAUUCCAUUGACCCCUUCUCGGCAAGAAAUAGAAAUUUCAAUGAGUCACAACUUCCCCCUAAUAUCUAAUAACCCUUUAAUAACAGUGGAAUAGUUGAAAAUACAACGGAAGCAGCCUAGAGCUUGAUAAAAAGAAGCAACAAAGGAUGCUUCUGAUGCUUUGCUGGCCCUCCUUGACUACCGCACAACUUCUGCCCAAGGCCUUCAGACCAGCCCAGUAAAGUCGCUCUUGUGUCGAUGAAAUAUGCAGGCCGGGAAGUAUCUUUUAGCACCCAGACUUGGAAAUGGAAGAUUAAUCUAUUACAAGGCUGCGUCCAAAAAUAAUGAUUAUUUAGGGAUCAAUUAAGGGCAGAUGUUGGAAUUUGAAGCUAUGAGGUGGUUCCAGAAUGUGGGAGGAAAUUUCGACACAGAUGUGUUCACCCACGGAAAUAAAGUGAAGCUUUAAGCUCUCGCUUAACAAUUGCAGUGUGGCCAUUUGACCUUUCCACUGAGGCGUUAACGACCCGACUUUACAUCCUGCUAGGUGCGACCACAAAAUCUAAGGUCUGAUCUUUUUCUUGUUAAGAGGGUCACAAGUAUACAUCAUAGAAAUGUACUUGUAUCUGUAAUACCCGUUUGACUCUUUAAUUGCUUUCCGUAUGCAACAAUCGACAUCUGUUUACCCACCCGUGGGUGACAUAUUUUGUGAGAUCUCAAGGGUUUCAGUGGCCCCUAAAUUGGGGACUGGUACGAAUCAGCCAGUGAGUCGAGCACGAAUGACUCAAACUGGGUAUAAAUCGACUGGGCGCGAAACAUCCACAGGUAUGACAGACUAGGGAACGAGUUUUGUAGAUCAUCUAUGUAUGCUCAAAGGAAAUAAAAUUAUUUAAAACGUCUAUUUCAAGCUUACCACUUUUUGGAUCUGAUAUGUUAGGACCCGUUGCAUUCCUAUCACUCGUUGAAAUUAUUAAAUUGACGUGUACUCGUGUUUUACGUGAUUACAAUGAGUAUUUAGCAUUUAUCAAAGAUGAAGUUUAAUAGAAGCAUAAUUUUGAACAUGUUUUCCAGAAAAACCAACCAUCACAAACACAGAAGUAGAAGUUGACAAGUAUCUCAUUGUUACCUGGUCAGCACCUGAGGCCAGCAGCAGUAAUCGCAGCAUUAAAUACCGUCUGGAAUGUAGGAAACAAUCCAUGACAGGAUCCACAAAAAUCUUUCAACAAGGAGAUAUUGUUGAAACUCGCCACACGAUAACUGGUCUUGAGUAUGACACAGAGUACGAAGUAAAACUGUUCGCUGUCAACGAACAAGGAGACAGUGAGCCAGAUGUCAGAACAUUUAAGACAAAGAGUGGUAUGUACCUUUAUUUAAGACUUCUCACUUUACCUUCGGCAGAAUUGUUUAAAAUGCAAUAAAAUAAAUACUGUUGGGUCCUAAAUACAGGAGUAAUACUCUUUUCAUGAGGCGAAGAAUUGUGAAACUUUGUGACAACAGGUUGAAUACUCAUGCUGUAGCUCUCAUAUAGGAAAAAUAAUUAUUGGCCCAACAUUUUUUUACUAUCGUCACCUUUGAUUUGGUCGUAAAUUACAUUGAUGAAACUUGCUAAAAAGAGUAGUUCAUCACGGUUUUUUUUAACCUUCCUUAUUAUACCAAUUUGAUUAAUUUUAUUUAUUUGGUAUUGAUUUCCAGUCAACCACUUGAAAAUGAUUGCCUCUGAAAUAAAAUAGUUCAAUAAUUAUUGUAUGGAAUUAUAAAUUUCGUGUCAUUAUAUUGAGAUCCGCAAAUUUGCUUUAUUCUAUUCUUACUUCUUAUUUUUAUCCCAAUCAUUACAUACUUGUUGUUGAUGUUGAUGCUGCGGUUCUUUCCCUGCAUAAUUGAUUUUAUCACAGGGAGGUUGGUUAAUACCUUGCAGAUCAAGAAAUAUUCUUCUUCCUGACGUUUUUGCAUUCAUUGCCACUGAGUACCAUUCCUCCCGUGCGACUUUAGGUCUGCAAUUAAAGUCUACCUUUUCGAUGACUUUGCUGUUGCGGGCGCUUUAUAGGCAAGUGUUGGGAGGGGAUUAGGUAAUUUUUGAUUGAGGAAGGGGUGGGGGGGGUGUCAAAAUUUACUUCUCGAUCUACCCUCUCCCAUGCCCUCCCCCCAUCCAAUCGAGCUUUGGGACAUUCGGAUUCGCAACUGUUUUGUUAGCUCGACUUUCGUCCCAAACUAGAUAAGACUGGAACCGAUUGUCACAAAAAUCGUCGUGUUUCGACAUGUGAUACAGUAAAUCUAUCUCUAAGAGUCUAGGACUGCUCUUAUUCCGUCAAAAAGAACUGAAAUGACAUUGUAGGGAUAAGAAAAGUUUUCUUUGCUUGUAUCUUUAGCUAAAUAUGGAUCAACCCAUAAAGUUAAACUUAGACUUUGAGCAAAAGAAAAACGGCGUAUAAAACAGAACUUUACGGAUUUUAAAGUAUUCAGAUGCAAAGAUCUUACUUUAAACUCUGCAUUCCAAAUCUCCGAAGUCGUAACCAAACCAGAUCGCCGUUUAAGUUACAGAUUUGUGUUUUAAAGAUAAAGAAAUCUAGACCAAAACGUCCCGGACUAGUCACGAAUGCGUAAAGAAGCUUGUUUAGUGCGAACCUAGCCCUAGAUCUAUUGCUUUUGAAAGGCCUUCGUCUGCUCGGUGAAGAAAAUUGACUUAUUUUUAAACCAAGGCGAUCUUAUGUAGUUGAGUCCUUUCCAGCUCAUAGUUUAAUUAUUAUCACUUGAAUUUCAAAGAGAAUCCAAGUUAUGGAAAUUUUGUUAUAGGGAGCAGACAGAAAUAUCUAUUCUGUAAUUAGUUACUGGAGGUUUUCAGUGUAAACGUUGGAGUAUUGGAGAUUUCACCAUCUUUCACGGCUGUAGGUGACUUAUCAGUCAAGCGUUCUUAAUGAUAUGUCGCGCGACCCUUGUCAAGCAAUUCUGACAGCACUACAUUCCCCUUUCAAGGAUUACUUGUCAUGUGAUCCAGUGCUGUUGUUACCAACAUUGACAUGGGGAAGAGGGCAGGGGAGAGAUUUGUUAACGAUUAUGACGAAUUAUAACCUAACCAUAAAUAUUCGUGUAAUUUUAUAGGAAAAUUCAUUACCUGAGAGUGGAUUCCGCGUUAGAUUGCACGCGAGAACCGAUGUCACACGAAUCGCUAAGCGACGAGUGCGAUAUCGAUAUUCAAUCGUUUAAUUGAAUAAAAUUAAUAAUGGUAAUUGAACUGAGUGAAGUGCAAUUUGGGCUGAAAUCAUACGCGAGUUGCCAAAAGAUCCUCUUUGUCAUCAUGGCUGUAAUGUGUAUAAUAAUUUCAGUUCACGUUAUAAUCAUGAUUAUCUUAUAUUUUUUGUUCCAUUAAUUUUUUUAUAUGUUUUAAACAUUUUCGUAGAUACUUCUGAUAUAUUUGUAAUCAGAAGAUGUUGAAAUUCAGGGAUCGUACUGAUAACAGGAUACUCUACUUUUAGGCUUCUGACAGGACUACCCUAAGUUUUGCCAUUGGUUAUUUUUAUAUGAAUGAGUCUAUUUGACUAUCUAUCUAUCUCCAAAGAAACAAUCCGCUUUACCCUUUUGAUAGGGAUGGAUUUGUUACCCGUUAAUCACAUUUGACACUAGUAAGCACUCAGCUCUGUGCUAAAGUUAAUCUCUGUACUGUACCGAUAGAAAGUAUUUAAACUGCAUUUCUUUGUGUUCGGAUUAUUAAUAGAAUAUUCCGCUUUUCUUUUCCAUAGCCAUAAGUCAUUACACAACAUAUUUACAAGCAUCUAUUAUAAGCCAAACAGAGUUCCAACCCAAGCUGCUUGCCUCUCGCACGAUUUCCAAUGCGAAAACAGACGAAAUAUUCACUAAUCUCCUCAUACAACAUGGAAGAAAAGCCCUGAUUAAGAAUGACGAGACAUAUUAUUCAAGGAGAAAAGUGCUUGAGUACUACGGGAAUGUCAGCGGUACUCCAGUCAAGCACUGCAGUGAAAUAUUUCUAGGCAUGAUUGAUGAUCAGGAGAGUGCUAAUUCUAUUCUUGUCGUUGGAAAAGCAGGGAUUGGGAAAUCCCUGUUUUGCCAAAAGGUGAUUCGCGAUUGGGCCAACAACAAAUUAUUGCAGGCACAAGAAGACACUGGAAUCCCCAAUUUAAAAUUUGUGUAUUUGCUUACUUUUCGUCAAUUGAAUUUGCUUGAAAAUAAGUGUGUGACUUUAAGAGAAAUCUUAAACUUUUCCUCAGUACUGGAUGACAAAUGUAACAUUGAUGACACUUUAUUUGAGUACAUUGUAGAGCAUCCCAAGGAAGUUAUGAUCAUCCUUGACGGCUAUGAUGAGUAUUCACAGCAAGACUACAUCGCUGGAAACUUAGAAGAAAAGCAUCCCAAUAACGGUAGUUGUGAAAUGCCGGUGGCCGCACUAUGUUCAAAACUCAUCAAAGGAAAAAUCUUGAAAGGGGCUAUCAUCAUGAUUACCUCGCGACCAGAUGAAUCGGACAGGAUGGGAGGAAUCCGUUUUAAACGGUACGUGGAAAUUGCGGGAUUUUCGUCAGAACAAGUUAAAGAGUACAUCAAAAAUACUUCAAAGACGACGAAAAUAUGA